AUGAAAGAACUGCUAUUCCCAGAAGAGAGUUCUGGUAAUGCAACGAAUUCUGAUCUAUUCGGCUCCAAUAAACUACCGACACCGGUAACAAACUCGCUUGGUGGAAACCUACACCAGCUAAAUAAUGACCAGAUUAAUAAAUUGAUCAAUUUGAAGUUUAAUGGCCAGCCCGUGUCUUUAAUUAGACAACUAUCAUAUGACUUAGCAUUGAAGGAGCUGGAAUUAAUAUUACUCCGAAAGGAAAAAUUUCAACGAGAACAGGAAUUGCUAAAGAUGUGUAAUGAAUAUGGAAAUUUGAGUAGUUUAGAAAUAGAUCAGAAAUUAAAUUCACUUAAGGUGGAUGAAAGUGUUGAUAACGUACUACUGGGUCUUAUUGAGCAUGCAAUAAAUGAAGAUUUGAAGAAUGAGGCACCACCCAAUACCUGUCAUAGUGAAAUACUUGAAGAAGAGAGUGUAACUAAAAGUGAACCUUUUUCUAGGAGACCAUCCAGAGCAGGUGGAUGGAUAAGUGAUUGGUUCAAGGAGCCGUACAAGAGGAGCUCCUUUUCAAGCUUAGGGUUGGAUAAAGAGACUGUUAAGACGAGAGAUUCCAAAUUCAGCUAUUCUUAUUUGGGAUCAUCCCUGUCAUCUCUUCCAGCUACUGAAAAUACGUCUGAUACAAAAAUACCUGUAGAAUUGGAUACAAUAAAUAAAUCUACUCCAGUAAAUACUCCAGAAUUUUCUGCUAAUGCCGGUAUUGAUAAAUAUGGCUUUUUCAAUGACAUGACUGAAUUUUCCGAUAAAAAUGAAUUGGAAAUUCCUAUGAACAAGAAACAAGAAGAGUUAGUAGAUGAUGUAAUUGUGAAUGAUAAACCAAAGCUUAGCAUAACUGAAACAAAUUCCUUAGACGUCAACGGGACGACCAAUGUUAGACUGAUCAUCCCAAGUAUAGAUAAAUUAAAAAAAAUCGGACAGUUGCAUGAUGCAAAGAACAGGCAAUUUGAAUUUAAAUGGGACCAAUUUAUAAAGGAUCUGAUUAAGGAUUAUCACAAAUAUACAAACAAUAAUGUACAACCACAGGACAUUAAUUACCAUUCAGCUCUCUCGGAGUAUGAAAUCUUUGGUGCACAGGGAUUAAAUCUCAUUAAGCUUGACAAAUCACAAUCGAAAUUUGGAUCAAAUUCCAACGCUCCUCAUGAAGUAGGAAGCAUUAAGACACUCCGCAAAUUAGUAAGUGAGAAUGGUAUUCCACUAAAAUAUAGACAUGAUCUCUGGCUCGAAUUAUCUGGUGCUAAGAAUCUUCGGGUACCAGGGGAGAUGCAAAACCUCAUCAAGGGAGCCAAAACCACAACAAAUGAAGUAGAAAAAUCUAACAUCCACCAGAUUGAUCUUGAUUUGCAUAGGACUUUACCGUCAAAUAUCUAUUUCAACGAUUUAGUAAACAGCCAGCCAGGCCCAAACUUUUAUAAGUUGCAAAAUGUUCUCUACGCAUUCGUGUUCUACAAUUCCGAUAUUGGAUACAGCCAGGGUAUGAAUAAGAUUGUUGGAAACCUCUUGCUUGGAGAUAGUAAAUUGUCAGAAGAAGACAUUUUCUGGAUAUUUACGGCUUUUGUGGAGGACAUAUUACCUAAAUACAACGGAUAUAACUUCUUCAGUAUACAUUCGCUUCCCGUUAUUCGUGUGGACCAAAAAAUCAUGCACAUCCACUAUUUCCCUCGUCUUUUGCCAAAGUUGAAUGGCCAUUUCUCCACAUUGAAUCUCCAAAUCGAAUAUAUCACCUUGAAUUGGUGGCUCCUGUUGUUCACGGAUGGGUUACCAUUGGAAAUCUGGUUCAAACUAUUCGACAAUUUCUUGGUGUCCAACGUUGAAACUGCCCUCAUCACCAUCUCACUCUCCUUGUUCAAGAUAUUCGAGGAUUGUUUACUUGAAUCCCAGUCAUGUAACGACAUUUACCAUAUCAUGAAGAACCUUUCUACAUCUAGGCUGUCCAAAAUCAAAAUCAAGUACCACGACCUUGUGGCUGUUAACACUACAUUCGAGAAAAAAGUAUCCAAGGAGGAUCUUCACACUCUCCGCAAACUAUAUAAAGACUAA
Molecule: messenger RNA, 2073 nt
Organism: Debaryomyces fabryi
Lineage: Eukaryota; Fungi; Ascomycota; Pichiomycetes; Serinales; Debaryomycetaceae
Exons: 1
Coding region: 1-2073 (690 amino acids)
Biological process (GO): activation of GTPase activity
Molecular function (GO): GTPase activator activity
Source: RefSeq, a predicted model, not a curated record